This is a messenger RNA of Drosophila innubila, 1636 nucleotides long. RefSeq names its product KH domain-containing, RNA-binding, signal transduction-associated protein 2-like. Gene Ontology annotation, biological process: regulation of alternative mRNA splicing, via spliceosome. The transcript is spliced from 5 exons. Gene Ontology annotation, molecular function: mRNA binding. The record is from RefSeq and is a predicted model, not a curated record. Bases 278 to 1636 code for a protein of 452 amino acids. NCBI's taxonomy places the organism in Eukaryota, Metazoa, Arthropoda, Insecta, Diptera, Drosophilidae. Gene Ontology annotation, cellular component: nucleus.
UGGCAGCCCCACUACUUUCGCGUGUUGCACUAAAAAAGAGACAAGUUGCAACUUUGAGUAUUUAUUUGUUUAUUUUUGUCGAGAAACUUUUUAAAAACGCGUAAAUCUUAAUUUGUUCUUGUAAGACUUAAAGAAAUACAAAAAGAUAGACAUAGCGGAAAUCAGGAGGCAUUUGCGAACGCUAAAAAAAAAAAUGCAAUAAACCUGCUGUGGGCUUAACUGAUUAUCUAUUAGCCAAAUUAAACGCUGUUUGUUGCCACUGAACUGAUCUGUAAGUAUGACUGAAAAGUACGACGGCAAUGGCGACUAUUCCACGUACAAUGAGGAGGACAGCAACGAGUACGGGGGCGGAGGUAAACCGCGCAAAAGUGUUGGCAGCGUCGGCGCUCACAACGGCGACGCUGGCGCCCACGAGCAUCACGGCGGUCCUGAGGGCAGCGGCAACGUGCAGCUUAAUGAAAAGGCCAACGAAUACAUACGCGACUGCAUGGCCGAGAGGAAUCGCAUGGACCGCAAGUUUCCCAUUGCCGAGAAGCUUUUAGAGGGUGAGAUUGAAAAGGUGCAGACCACUGGACGCAUUCCGUCGCGCGAGCAAAAGUAUGCUGACAUAUAUCGAGAGAAGCCAUUACGCAUAUCACAGCGGGUUUUGGUUCCCAUACGCGAACAUCCUAAGUUUAACUUUGUGGGAAAGCUGCUGGGUCCCAAAGGCAACUCGUUGCGUCGCUUGCAGGAGGAAACGCUGUGUAAGAUGACGGUGCUUGGCCGUAACUCAAUGCGGGACCGGGCUAAGGAAGAGGAGUUGCGUAUCUCCAAAGAUCCAAAAUAUGCGCACCUUAACAGCGAUUUACACGUGGAAAUAUCAACGAUUGCGCCACCCGCAGAGGCUUAUGCACGAAUCGCGUACGCUAUGGCCGAGCUGCGCAAGUAUCUGAUACCGGACAGCAACGACAUCAUUCGCCAGGAGCAGCUACGUGAGUUAAUGGAUAGUACUAGCCUCAACGAUAGCGACACCAAUACGAAAGGCUCCUACAAGAAAAUGCCGCAUAUUCAGAGCUCUAACUCUGGCGCCAAUUCAAUGGGCGGUUCUGGUUCGUCUAAUUCUGGCGGUGGUAGCGCUGGGAUAGCGAAAAAUGUGCCUCAUCAUGGUUACAGAGGUACUCAACAGUCGUCGUUCAGCAAAAAUGUGUUGGCACCCAAGCAAAAGGUCAUGUCAAUUCUCGAGAAGGCCAGAACCGCAAUGGAUGAGACUUACGGUCGCGGCUAUGAAGAUGGAAUUGCCUAUGAUCCGCAUCAGUCGUACGACACCUACAGCUAUGCAUCACACGUCGUACACGGACACGGGCAUGGACCCCCCACGAGCAUUCUAGGUGGCGUUGGAAACAUAAGUGGGGUUGGCGGCGGCGGGAGCGGUGUACGCGGCGGUCACUACGAAACUUCAGAUUACGAAACGGAUUACACGCGACGGGACUACUAUCAACACUCACCCGGCUAUGCAGGUAGGAAAGAUAGAAUGGCACAAAUGAACUAUUUUAAUAAUGCUUCUUACUUUGCAGGUGGUGGCGCAGCAGCGCAAUCAAAUCCCAACAUCGCAGCGGGCCUUAAUUCGAAUCACAAUCGCAGUCAUGUUAACAGGUGA